AUGGCCGACACCGAGCCCGAACUGGAGAGAUCCCCAAACCCGCCCUUCCUUCCACUCAGCCUUGCUUCGAACUGCAUGAAGUUGGCGGAUCUCAACUGCGUACCCCGUGAGAGCGACGCCGAAAAUGAGUGCCUUCGUGCUGAGUUGGGUUGGGUUAAGAAGGAAAACGCUGGCACACGAGAGUACAUCCUCAAGGUGGUUGAGAUUGUUGCGAACGCAGCCAUUCUUACUACUGGUGGUGAGGUCGAAGCCUCUCAUAAGCGCAUAAUCAGGAACUUGCACACUGGUUUCAGCAUUGUGUCCCACUCCCAGUAA
Messenger RNA from Colletotrichum orchidophilum, 315 nucleotides. RefSeq lists its product as uncharacterized. The transcript has 2 exons. Lineage: Eukaryota; Fungi; Ascomycota; Sordariomycetes; Glomerellales; Glomerellaceae. The coding region runs from base 1 to 315 and encodes 104 amino acids. The record is from RefSeq and is a predicted model, not a curated record.